AUGUUGGCUACCGGUAUCUCAACGUUUUCAUUAACUGCAUUACUCCUCCCCCCUGUGGUAUCAUCAGCAUUCGUGGCCGAAAACUUCCUCAAAACCCUACGCAGCCCUCGUCCUUUCCAUGCGGUGAGCUUUCCAGAGCGCAAUCGCACUUGCAUUGCAGAGUCGCACGACGACUUGCAGACCGACGAUGCCGAAAACAUCCUAAAAGCGGUCCAGGACUGUAACAACGGGGGUCAUGUUAUCCUGGCAGAAAAACAUACCUACACCAUUACCUCGCCCAUGAAUCUCACUGGCUUGAAAUCAAUAGAUAUUGACAUUCAAGGCCGCCUUUCGUUUCCAGCAGACAAUCUCACAUACUGGCAAGCCAACUCGUUCGAUCUGCAAUACCAAAAUGCGACCUCCUUCUUCAUCCUUGGUGGAUCGGAUGUCAACAUCUACGGCGGUGGCGAAGUCCAAGGCCACGGUCAAAACUGGUAUGAUGCGUAUACUAAGGAUAAGAAGAUUCGACGGCCAGUCUUGUUUGCCAUUGUUGGUCUCGACGGCGGAACCGUGAGCGAUAUCAAGAUGCGCAACGCCCCGUUCUGGCACAACGUCAUUAUCAACUCCACAGACGUCGUGUAUUCUGGCCUCGACCUGUUUUCCACGAGCAAUAACGGAAAUUUCGAAAAGAACACAGAUGGCUGGGAUACUUACCGCAGUGACAGAAUUGUGAUUGAGAACUCCACAGUCACAAAUGGUGAUGACUGCGUCUCCUUCAAGCCCAACAGCACCAACAUCCUCGUCCAAAACAUGCAAUGCAACGGCACCCACGGCAUCUCCGUCGGCAGUCUCGGCCAGUACCCCGCCCGCGUCGACUACGUGCAAGACAUCCUCGUCCGCAACAUUAGCAUGUACAACUCCUCCGAGGGCGCACGCAUCAAAGUCUGGCCCGACGCCUACGCCGAGAAGUCGCAGAGCCUGACGGGUGGUGGGGGCAGAGGCCUCGUACGCAACGUCACCUACGACGGCAUGUUUUUAGAUAACGUGGAUUAUGGGAUUACGAUUACGCAAUGUUAUGGACAGGAUGAUGAGGAAGAGUGUUUUAAACAUCCCAGCAAACUCAACAUCCAAGACAUAACCUUCCGCAACAUCCGCGGCCGCACCAACCGCGUCUUCUCCCCGCUCGUCGGCCACAUUGUCUGUUCGAGCCCGGAAACGUGCUCGGGCAUUGUGGCACAGAAUAUCGAUAUCAGGACGAUUAAUGGCUCGAGUUUGGUGACGUGUCGGAAUGUGGAUAAGGGGUUGUUGGAGGUCGAGUGUUCGGAUUGGAGUAAGGGGUAUAAUCCUGCUUAG
Messenger RNA from Plenodomus lingam JN3, 1332 nucleotides. RefSeq lists its product as uncharacterized. NCBI's taxonomy places the organism in Eukaryota, Fungi, Ascomycota, Dothideomycetes, Pleosporales, Leptosphaeriaceae. Gene Ontology annotation, biological process: carbohydrate metabolic process. Gene Ontology annotation, molecular function: polygalacturonase activity. The record is from RefSeq and is a predicted model, not a curated record.